Messenger RNA from Dioscorea cayenensis subsp. rotundata (Guinea yam), 5621 nucleotides. Its product is annotated as protein FLX-like 3. The record is from RefSeq and is a predicted model, not a curated record. NCBI's taxonomy places the organism in Eukaryota, Viridiplantae, Streptophyta, Magnoliopsida, Dioscoreales, Dioscoreaceae. The transcript has 8 exons. The coding region runs from base 150 to 992 and encodes 280 amino acids.
CUCGGGAUAAGAUCGAACACGAUGGCACCUGGUUUCAAGAGAUAUAUUCAAGAGGAACAGCACAAACAAAAAGGAUCAUAACCUAAAACUUUGGUUUUUCGCUUUUGAGGAACCAAGAAACCCUCACGAUCUUCCCAGCAUAACACAGGAUGGCUGGAAGAGGUCACGGACCUCGCCAUGUUAUGAACAGUCGCCGUGGUCAUCCUAAUGCCCAAGAAGUGCCAUUUAUCCGUGGUCCUGCUCCUCGUCCACCCCACCCUGUGUUGCUUGAGGAAGAGCUUGAAUUGCAGCACAUCGAAAUCCAGAGACUUUUGGCGGAUAACCACAGGCUGGCUGAUGACCGUGCUGGAAUGCAGCGGGAGGUGGGUGUUCUGAAGGAGGAACUCCAUCAUAUGAACAUUGUUAUUGCAGAUUUGAAGGCAGAAAAAGAGGCACAGUGCAGGGAGCUGCUUGAGAAGGUAUUGAAGUUGGAAGCUGAUGUUAGAGCAAGCGAACCUUUAAGAAAUGAGGCAAUACAGCUCCGCAAAGAAGUUCAAAAGCUAAAUGUCCUAAGACAAGACCUCACUGGGCAAGUUAAUACUCUUACAAAGGAAUUGGCUGUUGUGCGGUCUGAUAACCAGCAAAUUCCUCACCUGAGGUCAGAGAUUGAGGGCCUCCAACAAGAGCUUAUGCAUAUCAGGAGGGCAUUUGAGUAUGAGAAGACAAGAAAUGUGGAGCUUAUGGAACACAGACAAACAAUGGAAAAAAACAUGGUUUCAAUGGCGCGAGAAAUUGAAAUGCUGCGAACUAAUAUGGGAAAUGCUGAAAGGAGACCUAUGGGAGGUGGUCGCGCUUACGGAAUGAAUCAUGUUAAUCCCGAGGGCGCUUAUCCUCUAUCUUUUGGGAGCGCUUACAACCCUCACUCGGGUGUUGCUGAGCAGGGUCCUUCAUAUGGUGCUGGGUCUGGACCAUGGGGAGGCUUUGAUAAGUCUCGUCCACCACCUCGCCAUUAGAUCUCUCCAGCUAAAUGCUUUUUUUAGUACAAAUAGAAUAUUUGGUACUUUCUUGUGGUUUUCAAUAUUUUAUGGUUAGUUGGUGAAUGCUUGUUUGGUAUUCUCCAUAAUGAGUUCUGGAUUCUUAUAAGUUAUAAACUAACAUGUUUUAUUUCUUCCAUUAUGAUUCUAUGCAAAGAAUGAUGCUAUCAACAUAUUUUGGUGACUGGAGGUGGUUCUGCCUUUUCUGAGCUUGUCUUUUGUAUUUGUUAAAAAGUUCGUUUACUGUUUAUUUACCUUGAUUACUAUCAAUUUUGCGGUCCCUUAGAUUAUGUUCCAUAAAUGAGUGGCUUAUAUUUGGUUCGCGUAGGAGAAACUUUCUAUCACUUUCAGCAGUUGCCACUCUAAAUUAGAAUUUGUGGCUUUUUAAUGGUAGAUUUGGCACCAAAGUUUCAGAUGCCUUACUAGGGUGUUGAUUGUAGUAAUUUGGUUGUGAGUAUUUCUUAAUUGCCUUACAGUAACAAUUUGGAUCUUGAGAUGGUUGAUUUAUCUUUGUAGUGUUCUAGAAGGAUCAACUCUUGGAAUGGUUGAUUCAUGUACAUUCCCAAUUUGGAAUGAUUUGAGAAGCUGCUAGAACUUAUAAGGCUACCUGUGUUAGAGUUAGGAUGCAAUUGUAUCGGUAGAUACUUGUGAACUGAUAAAAUAAAGCAUUAAUUGAUGGAUGCUGUUGCAAUUAUAAUUCUAUGGUAGAAGGUGCUCUUGACAUUCAUUGUUUACUUGAUCCGUAAGUUGUCAGUGUAUCAUCUAGUUAGGUUAUUAGUGCAGCAAACAAUUGGUAUGUUAGAUUCUAUAGCACUGUUGUGAAUAGUUUAUCUUCACUUUGAUCUUGUAUGGUGAACAAAUGGUACAUGAGAUUCUAUCGAACUAUUACGAAUGGUUUAUCUGAACUUUGAUAUUGCAUGUGCAUCAUGCUGUUCAGAAUAAUGGAAUUGCCUACUUUGAAAUGUUCGUAAUCAUCCAUUGGUUACUAAGUAUCAAUCAUUGGAAAGCUUGAAAAUACUUUAUCUAGUUCUUUCCAACUGAUUUUUUACGUGGCUUUCAUUUAUAAAUUAUCGCUAUUAUUUAGACUUCAUAACAGGAGGAAAGGAUUUUUGGUGCAAGUAUUGCUCAACAUCUAUGGUGAUGUGUAUGCAAGGCUAUUGGUGGGCUGAUGGCGGUUGUGAGAGUGAAAAUUCUGGUGGUUUAAUGCCACCUGUAUUUGUAUAGCUUAGCAAGCAUUUGGUAUCACCAUGGUAAUGCUCUUGAAAAUUUAGCUGAGAGGUAUAGUGCUUGAGAUGAGUGUUUGUUGUGGCAAAUCCGCUGUAAAUUGCAGAGUGGCUUCAGGAGGAUAUCAGUUGAGGUAACUGAUGGGGAUAACAUAUUCAGAUUUUAUGUUCCUGUUCGCAUUGUUUACAUCUUGAAUUUUGCGGUUCAAAGGUUAUCUGUUUCUGAUAUAGGCUGAAUUUUGACAUUUGAAGCCUUGUCAGCAAGUCAAUUUUUCAACUGUUUAACAAGCUGGGUUGAUCAUAAACGUGGAUGAUUGUAUUGAAUUGACUUAGAGUAAGGUUAGAUGAUUCUGCAAUUCCUUACUAUGGUUGUCCGACAAUUGAUAUCUAGGUCGGAACCCAGAAGGAAGGCCAUAGUUUCCUAUAGGCAUUCUUUAUCAAUAUUCCUAUCAUGUUUCUGUUAUAUUUUUAUGCUUAGGCUCUAGGUUUCUAUUUAUUAGGAUGUUUAAAUGUGUCUGAGCUUAGUUAUCAAAAGAAUAUCAUCGCCUCCAUCAAAGAAAAUCUGUCAUUUUUGGCUAGAGACCAUCUUGGAGUUGUCUUGCAGAUCACAUGGAGAUGGAUUGACUACUUAUGGAUGGUACUUUUGGAGGCAAGUUAUUUUUUUCCUUUUACCUGAAGUCUAUAUCUGAAAUUUGUUGGUUUUCCCUGCCUUCUGAUGUAUCUUUUCAGAAUGGCAUUUCCUAUAUUAGUUAUUCAUAGUUGCACAUCUAUAUUACCUCAGGCAAAAUCUGUAUCAGCCACUUAUUACUUAUUUGAAGAUAGAUUGCCCUUUUGAUUUGUUGGUGGUUUUUUUUUUUUCCUGAGUUUUCAGCUGCAUAAGGUCCAAAUAUUUUUAACAAUGAAGCUAUGCUCAGUUUUGUGUGUCCUUUUUAUCAUGGAGUUGUUAAUUGAUAUGGCUUUCACGUGACCCAUUGUUUUGUGUUGAAACUUGUGAAUUCAGUCUCACCCUGUAAUAGUUACGAGUAUUGUAUUGGAAAGUUCACUGGUCUGAGGAGAUUGGAGAACUUAUUAUAUAAAGGGUUUCGUGUGGAUGAUAAUAUGUGCUCCGAUGUUGCUGAUUUGAAGCUAUCUGUUCUCGAACUGGAUAAGGCGGCGAUGAAGGCAGAGCUUAAACACAAUCUCGGAGUGGUAGAACUCAAACAUCUAGCAAUUAUGACCUGUUGGCAAUUUUUGUGCCAGUUUUGGCUGCAUUUUUGCAAGAUGUACAUUGAAAGUAUGCUGGUCAAGAGGUAUGAUACAUUAGGAUCAUAAUGUACAAUUGGCUAAAUGAUUGUAUGAUUUAUUUGUUUCUUUCAUGUGGUGAUGAAAUCACCAAAGAGUGAUGUAGUUGUUUUAUAUACAAGGAAAAUCCAGCAAAUGGCCAACAUAUAUACGAUCAGAGUGAAAGCACUUGGGUGGAAUAUGAACUGUGGUAUGACAAGGUUAAGGAAGCAAACCAUAGUCUGGAUCAAGCAAGUCUUGACAUUAGGAAUUGCUUUAUUAUUGGAAAAUACUCAUCGUUGAUGCUGUGUAGUGGUGGAAAGUGUGCAGAUUUAAGGUUGGAAAUUGACAAUGACCCUCAUGGCCUUGUGUGAGAGGAAGGGAGAGGGGGUGUGGGGGUGCGGUGGAAACUCUACUUAACAGGAUAUGCAGAAAAUGCUGAGGGUAUGAUGUUACUACCAUUAAGUGUCAUAAAUAUCUAUGAGAGUUGAUUGGCCUACCUCCUAAAUUCUAGAAUCUUUUUCUAGAUAAACAAACGCAUGAUGUUUUUAGGGGUUAAGGUUUGUUCCUAACCUGUCAAGAAUCAAAUAUAGAUACAAUUACUAAUGGAUUGGGUUGAAGGUACCAUUAGCACUGCAUGUCUGGAAUGGGUUGAAGGCCUGGAUCCAAUUUCAUGAUUGCUGUAUUGUAGAUGUCAUGGGGAUUUCGAGGGUUUCAUAUGCAUGCUUAGCUUGCUGGAUAAAUGAUUAGUAAAAAAUUGGCAAUUAGAUCUUGUUGUAGUUAUUCUUGUUUACUUUUUUUUCAAAAAUACCCUUGUUUGCGCGAGAAAAGUGGGAGGGGUGAGUCUUUAGACUGUAGGAGGCUUGUUAGUUGGGACAAUUGUCAACGCUAGUUGAAUGUUAAUGAAAUGGCCCUUCCUUUAUGAUGGAGGUAUGAGAUAUUUAAAAGGUCAGUGAACUCUGAUUUUUCUUAACUAUUUUGGUUUAGAAGAGCUGGAAUUGGUUCAAUAUAGCUAUUUGUAGGAAUAAAUGGGGAAGGAUUAUAAAUCUUCAACUGAGUUUUAUGUAUUUAGGCUGUAUGGUGUUUGUCUGAUUGGAUUUCAUAUAUUUAUGCCAUCCAAAAUAUGCUAGUUGAUAUAUAUCUCUACAAAAUUCAUAAUUACUUGUUAACCCCCUAGACAAGAUUAUUACAUAUACGCCUCUGCAUUCCAAUGUUGAUGACAGCAUUUAUUUUGCAUGCGUAGGGUAUAUUCAACGAUCUUGGGUUUGAAGUGUAUAAUUAUUGCAUAUUUUGCAGGAUGAGGUUUUAUAGGUUUGAUUUAUGCAAUAAACCUUGUUGAAUUUUGUCUUUUUGAUUUUAAUUCAUUGACCACUUUCAUUUUUGUCUUUUUAGGCUGGGAUGUUCCCUGUAUGGCAACCACUUGUUUUAAGGUACAACUUGUUGACUGAAGGGCCCAGAAAGAAACAAAUGAUGUGUUAGAGGUUGGCAACUUAUCCAGCUGGCAUCUUGGGUCUAGGCACAUUUCGAGUUGUUUAAAUCUUUGAAGUUCACAGCAGAGCAUCUUAGUUCAUUUUACCUUGUGGACCUUGACUUCAUGAUAAGCCAACAUGUUGAACUCAAUGAACUCAUCACUGGGGUGACGUUUUUCUGCCAGAGCUGAACUUUGAGCGUCCCCGUAAUGCAGUUAGAUCCUCCAUUGUUCAUGUCCUUCAAGAUCCAUAGCAGCCAUCAUCACAUGAGGAUGCUGCUCCGAGCAAGAGUUAGCAGAUAGGAAGCCGUUAAUUGAGUGCUUGCUCCUACCGGACCAGAUACUCAGUAUUCUUGCAUCCAAUUUGUGAUGAAGUCGUCAUUUGAUGAAACUGAGGAAUUUGCUCAGUAAGCACAGUGACGGUACCGAUUGGUUCUAUUUAUUGUUUGGUUGAGAAUUCAAGUUUUGAAGCAGUACUGUCAGACUGAUCCAGUUCAAAUAUGUGCUACGAUGAUAAUAACUUAUGUAAUACUAAUAAACACCGCCACCACAAACAAAGCUAAGUUAAUAAGUGUAUAUGCUUAGCAGCAUAUAUGGAAGGCACAGGGAAGGAAUAUGUAUAUUUUCUACUGCAGAUAUGUGUUUUUCGUUUCAUCA